AAAGAGAAACUAAUAAAAGGGGUAAAGUUGUAAUCGCGAACCCAGUUUUUUCCGUUUGCCAUCAGAAAUCAGAAUUCUCAAUUCGUCGCCGACCUCCUUAGGGUUUUGACGAAAUCGGAAAGAUGUACGACGUCAUGUUGGAUGAGGCGAAGAUGUGGCUCGACGAACCUCCGCGGCGUAAGCGGAAGCUGGAAGCUCCGCCUCCUGCACCGAUAGUUAGCUAUAACCCUGAACCAUAUUCAGAUUCUGACGAGGACGAGAUCGAUCCGGUGGAGAGGGAGAAGUAUCGAAUACAGCUUGUCGAGUCUGGGGGAUUCGAUAUCGACCAUGACUCUUUUCCAUUUUCAAAUUUUUAUCCCAUAUGGAUCUACUCCUACAACCAUACUCUUCAGCAAGGUGGGACUCCAUUGCUACAACUUUGAUAAGGGAACGAACUUACAAUCCAUCACUGUAAAGCAAGCCAACGCAGAUUUCCAUUCAAUUGUUGCGUACUACAUAACUUUGGAGGCAAUGGAUCCGUUCAGUGAUUCACUUGUUACUUUCCAAACCUCUGUCUGGGAUGCUUUUACGAGUAACAAGGAGAAGUUGAGAUUGAUCACAGAAGUGUGCAGAAUCAAAGGAACUGAAGAAGAAACUCGCCUAUGGGACGAAGAUGCUGUAGAUGAGUUUUAUAAAGAUGAUAUGUCUCAGUGGUUAGAGGGAGAUGCGCUUACAGGAACUGAUAAGCUACAAUACUAUGAGUUGAAGGAAUCGGAUCUGCUUGACAACGAGUGGCUUUAUCUAUAUGCCCAAGUUGCAUUGUUCUCUGAGCGGAGCGCUUAUUUGCCGGUGGAGAUGACUAAAGUAGUGGUACGAACAAGGGAAGAUGUGGAGUCGAGUAUGAAGCUCAAGUCAAAGGAUGCAACUUUCUACAUGAGUUUCAAGCAGGCCCGUGGGGGUCCCGAGUGCAGAGGCAUAAUAAGGCGGACGUGGGAUGGAAGACAACAACACAUGUGCCUUCAAGCUAAAUGUUGGAUCGACAAGUAGAGAGAGAGAGAGAGAGAUGUGGUCUUUUUAUGUAUUUAAUUCGUGAACGAGCCUAAACGGGCUCCUUGACAAGGAGUCAUUGUUAUGUAUAAGACCCGUUUAAGCCCGCAAAUCCGAGGCCUUAAUCUUUUCAAGUUUUGGGGGCAAAGUCUUUCUAUCAGAAUGCAAAAGGGAUGUUUUAUCAUGUUCCACGGUAAUGAUUUUAGUUCUUAUCAUCAAUGAUCAUAAAUAAAUACAAAGUCAUACUCUGAUAACCGGUUAAGAAACAACAGUGAACCCUAUGAUGGGAAUAUGGCAAAGGCUGUGCAAGGUCACAGGAGAUUUGAAGGGUUUAAGAAGACUAUCAAUCCAGACAGGUUAAAUUUUGUUAGACUGAUAGAUCGUUUUGACGAAGGAGUGAUGUCUUGGGACGAGUUUUCUUCAGAGGUGAAGAGAUUACACAGAGACAGGAUCGGUGCGCCUUAUGAUAGACUCUCCGGUGAGUUCCCUCGGCUCGAGGAGAAUUUCUACGCGAACCCACAACCAGAUUGCAUCUGUGACAAGUCUCACCCUGAGCAACAAUGGAAACCAAAUCUGAGAAGAGAGUCUAAUAGAUGGAAAGAGAGUGCUUCAAGCUAAGAAAGAAGAACACAAAACACUGAACAGAGAGAGACAUUCAAACACUUUUUGUAGCCUUCUUGUACAAUAUAGGAAAGAAGAAGAACGAUUUCUUGGAAGAUUCGUCACACAUACACACACACACACAAAUCUUGUAGAAUCGAAUUCACUAUACAUCAUGAGUAUCAAUGAUAUAGCCAUUUUUUUGUUUUCUGUUGCGUCUCUUUCAGAGCAGCUGAUUAGAAUAUGAUUGAUCCUUGUCAAGCAGCAUGAUUUGUGUUAAUAUUUUUGGUCCCAUCAUUAGUAUUUCAUCACAUAAUUGUUAUUAGUGAUCUCAUAAAUUUAUUGUACAUUGGAG
Messenger RNA from Thlaspi arvense, 1981 nucleotides. Lineage: Eukaryota; Viridiplantae; Streptophyta; Magnoliopsida; Brassicales; Brassicaceae. The record is from the annotation of a GenBank genome assembly.